This is a messenger RNA of Volvox carteri f. nagariensis, 873 nucleotides long. RefSeq lists its product as uncharacterized. Gene Ontology annotation, molecular function: S-formylglutathione hydrolase activity. Gene Ontology annotation, cellular component: cytosol. The record is from RefSeq and is a predicted model, not a curated record. Gene Ontology annotation, biological process: formaldehyde catabolic process. NCBI's taxonomy places the organism in Eukaryota, Viridiplantae, Chlorophyta, Chlorophyceae, Chlamydomonadales, Volvocaceae. The coding region runs from base 1 to 873 and encodes 290 amino acids. The transcript has 6 exons.
AUGGCCACUGCUGUGGAGGAGAUCAGCGCCAACCGUCACUACAAUGGCUACAACCGUCGAUACAAGCACCGCAGCACCGUGCUCGGAUGCGAUAUGACGUUUACAGUUUAUUUCCCACCUGCUGCGGAAACGGGCAAGGUGCCUGUCUUGUACUACCUGUCGGGGCUUACAUGCAACGAUGAGAACUUCAUCCAGAAGUCAGGCGCCCAGCGUGCAGCGGCGACACGGGGUAUUGCCCUGGUGGCCCCAGACACGUCCCCCCGGGGACUAGGAGUGGAGGGCGAGGCGGACUCUUGGGAUUUCGGAGUGGGCGCGGGCUUCUACCUCAACUCCACGCAGGAGAAGUGGCGUGCGUGGCGCAUGUACGACUACGUGGUGGAGGAGCUUCCCUCGCUGCUCCGCUCCACCGCCCCCUUCGCCACCAGUCUGGACGUGGAUCAGGCGUCAGUGUUCGGCCACUCCAUGGGGGGUCACGGGGCACUGGUGGUGGGGUUGCGGAACCCGCAGACGUACCGCUCCAUCAGCGCCUUCGCGCCUGUGUGCCACCCCAUCAACUGCCCCUGGGGGGUGAAGGCCUUCACGGGCUAUCUGGGUGAGGACAGGGAGCUGUGGAAGCAGUACGACGCAUGUGAGCUGUUGCGGUCCUUCAGCGGCCCCGUAAGGCCCCCCAUCCUGGUCGACACGGGCUCAGCGGACAAGUUCCUGCAGGUGCAGCUACAGCCCCAGGCCCUGGAGGCAGCCAUCCAGGAAACCGGCUACAGCCCCGCCACCAUGCGGACGCAGGAGGGGUACGACCAUUCGUACUUCUUCAUUUCCACGUUUGUUGAUGACCAUAUCAAUUUCCACGCUGACGUGCUGUUGCCAGGAAAGUGA